GAACGGCUAAUCACCUGGGCGGGAUAAACUCUACUUUUGACGGCAUGCUGUCUACCAACGUAAUCUUGACAGAUAAGAGUACUUCGACAGCCAUACUAUCGACACUUGGAGCGCAUUGACGUCACUUUAUUCAUGUCGGCGAUGUUCGUAGCCGCUGGUUACAGCCAUCCCGUACGGGCCACUUUGCUAAAGUUACCUCCGAGUGAGCUAGCACGCUUCGACUAGCCUUCAUCGUCGGCCCGGCUAGCUCAUGUCUUGUGCGGCUUGGAGCGUCCAAAAGCCUGCGACAUCACCCCCGCCACACCGGGUGCCUCUCCCACGCCGCUGUUUGAUGGAAGGGUGAGGGGGGAAACAAUGUUAAGAUUCCUCCACAUUGUGCUAACAGGUCUUUUAGGUGUUCUGCGGGACAGAGUCACUGCCUUCGACAGCAUCCGACUUGUAGAUGGUGAGAACAAGUGUUCCGGGCGUGUUGAGAUCCUUCGACACAACCAGUGGGGAACGGUUUGUGACCACGGCUGGGACCUCGUGGAGGCCAACGUGGUGUGUCUGGAGCUGGCCUGCGGCUUGGCGGAGUCUGCCCACCACCGAGGGUCUGGGCCUGGCAAGGGAGAGAUCUGGCUGCGGCACAUCCAGUGCUCGGGACACGAGUCCAGUUUGAACCGCUGUGCGGUCGUCCUCCAUAGUAGCUCCCAUUGCACACAUGACAAUGACGCAGGAGUAACAUGCUCAGGUACACUUUUCAUGCCCAUCCUCUCCCUAUUAUCACCCUACAAUGUGUUCUCUGCCGGGGAGGCAGUUCGCUUCAGCUGCAGCGUCCUGCUGGCUCACAUCAGUGACUUCCACCUGUAUAAGAACGGCCUGUCCAAACCCGUGGUGACUCAGAGGGUGGACCAAAGCCAGACCCGGGUGGAGCUGACCGUGUCCGACAUUGAGACGUUCCAGCAGGGCAGCUAUAGUUGUCGCUACAGUAUCAGAGGCAGCUCGCCUUCUCAGUUGCUCGGCUCACCACCCAGCAACUCUGUCAACAUUACUGUGGUGGAGCUCCUGACUCCCCAACACUGGUACAACACGUCGUCUGACGCCCCGGCUGGUUCCGUCCUUAAGGGCCACAGUUUUAACAUCACAUGCUCCACACAGCAGGAGUACCCCGGAGGCUCCUUUCAGCUGCGGCUUAUCCGCUCCAACGGCACGGUGCGGCAGUCUCUGCCGGCCCUCGCCCCUUCCGUCACUUUCACCUUCCCCAGCGCCCAAAGCUCCAAUGAGGGCUACUACUACUGCCUGUAUCGAGUGCAGCUGGGGGGGCGCACAUUUAUCUCCAGAGAGAGCCAGGCUCUGCCCAUCGCUAUAAAAGACCCAGAUCCAGUUCUGAGUCCAGUGGUGAUCAGCUGGCUUGUUUCUGGUCUGACAUUUGUUGUAGCUGUCAUCAUAAUCGUCAUUGUGGCCAAAGUGCUGUGCAACAAGGAAAAAAGGCCCUCUGAACUGGAGCGGGAAACCCGAUCAUGUGUGGAAAACACAUAUGUUGCCUUAUCAGUUAACAAGCUAUGAUGGCGUACGCAGGCUAGCGCAUGGCUGAAGUCGGCAGGGCCGAAAUUCUGGUCAUGCUGGAUUCAGGCAGCAGAAGCUGUACCACAGAACCAAAAGGUCGGAAUCCACAAAAACAACCAGUUCAGUACAGUCCGGAUCAUACCAGGUUUCUACUUGGUGAUAAUGUUGUUUUGGAUUUCAUAAAAUGUUCAGAUUUCUGUAUCUAGCCAUAAAAAACAAACAUCUGAACACUUUGGGCCUUCUCUUUAGCCUGGUUCACCAAAUGGCAUUGCCAAGACAAAUUACAGCGAACAAAUGAAAUGUCAUCCCUGCUUUUAACGCAUCCCAGUGAACACGACAAACACGUUGUUAGUGACACACUAGUGCAGGUGUCCUGAUGACAGCAUCUGUAAGCAUCCCACAAACUGUUAAAUCUAACCAUGGGAUUCUUUAGGUGUCUUCUUUACUGUGUUGAUGUAGUUCGGUUUUAUUUAUGUUAAAGGGGUCAGAUUAUAUGUCAAAUCUACAUUUAACACACCUCUUUGUGUUCUUUACAACCAAUAAUGGUACUCAAACAUUGGUUUUAAAGAAUCAUCUUCAAGAACCUUGAAAACUACCGUAGUUGUUUCAGGGUCUGUCUUUUUUAGAUGCAAAUGAUCUCCUCCACGUCUCGUCCCCUCCAGCUGACUGAGAUUGUUUCCACGCCCCAUUAGACAUUUUUGUAGUUCUCAAGGUACGUUUUGUUGGCCUUACCAAAAAAUACAAGAUAGAAUGAUGUAAGUAAGUUAGAAAAAUAUAAGUUAAAACGGCAACAGGUACACGCUAAUGCAGUGGUCCCCAACCUUUUUGUGAUUGUGGACCGGUCAACGCUUGAAAAUGUGUCCCACGGACCAGACCGGGGGUGGGGGGGUUUGUCAAGAAAAAAAUACAAUCAUGUGUGCUUACGGACUGUAUCCCUGCAGACUGUAUUGAUCUAUAUUGAUAUAUAAUGUAGGAACCAGAAAUAUUAAUAACAGAAAGAAACAACCCUUUUGUGCGAAUGAGUGUAAAUGGGGGAGGUUUUUUGGGUUGGUGCACUAAUUGUAAGUGUAUCUUGUGUUUUUUAUGUUGAUUUAAUAAAUAAAAAAUAAAAUUG
This is a messenger RNA of Entelurus aequoreus (snake pipefish), 2659 nucleotides long. RefSeq lists its product as uncharacterized. Bases 355 to 1545 code for a protein of 396 amino acids. The record is from RefSeq and is a predicted model, not a curated record. The transcript has 8 exons. Gene Ontology annotation, cellular component: membrane. NCBI's taxonomy places the organism in Eukaryota, Metazoa, Chordata, Actinopteri, Syngnathiformes, Syngnathidae.